This is a messenger RNA of Chiloscyllium plagiosum (whitespotted bambooshark), 675 nucleotides long. RefSeq names its product fibronectin type III domain containing 9 (gene fndc9). Lineage: Eukaryota; Metazoa; Chordata; Chondrichthyes; Orectolobiformes; Hemiscylliidae. The record is from RefSeq and is a predicted model, not a curated record. Gene Ontology annotation, molecular function: protein binding.
AUGGAGAUCGCUAUACAAAAUGUAUCUUCCACAUCUGCAAUUGUGACGUGGUCUUCAACUGUUAACUGUGCUGAGAAUUUUUACAGCAUCAUGUACCAUCCAAACUGGAAUACUCUACUGUCUGGAUACCCAAGGAAAAAUUUUCAGAAAGAAGAAAAAGUGCCAAUCAGUCAGAAUUGGCUGGCAAUUGAGAAGCUGACUCCGCUGACCAUGUACAUCUUGUGCAUCACCUGCCAGCCAGCCAAUCCUACCAAUGAGCAAUGUACAAUUUUUAGUACGGCACCCCAAAAUGCUGCUGCAGUUACCAGCAGGAAGAAAGACCUUGCUCUGGGAAUAUGGUUGACAAGCAGCAUUCUUCUCCUUAUCAUUGCUGGUAUACUAUUAUAUGGCUGCCUCCACAUUUGGUGUUGCAAGAGACGAGAACACCCUGAAGGCUUGAGUAUGAGCUCUGAUCAUGCAGGAACACAAGCUUGGAAGACACAAGUGAUGGAAACAGCACUUGAAGAUAACUUAGAUAUGCCCUGCAAUGUUAUUCUCAGUGCUGAUAGCAGAACAAGAGAGAAUUCUCAGCUGAACGCUAUAACUGAAAACCCUUUCACUUCAAAAAAUGCAUUACCACUUCGCACACAAGCUGAGAAAUUAUCUGCAAGCAGCAGUAAUGAAAAUAAUGGAUGA